GACUGCAACACACUGUCGUGAUGGGUGUCAUGUCUUCACGGGUGUGUGUCGAGCAGGUGGACGUGCUGCUGGGGGUCAGAGGUCAGCCGCUGCAGGGUUGUGACCUGCAGGAGCGUGGUCAGUGGGCCAGUAAAGCUGAAUUUCUAUUGGCUGUUGCCGGACAGAUUAUCGGUUUGGGAAAUGUGUGGCGGUUCCCAUAUCUGUGUUACAAGAAUGGAGGAGGUGUGUUCUUUGUGCCGUACAUGUUAUUCCUGUUCCUGUGUGGGAUUCCUCUCUUCCUGCUGGAAACGGCUCUGGGUCAGUUCACCAGUCUCGCAGGAGUCAGCGCCUGGAAGAGAAUCUGUCCUCUGUUUGCAGGUCUGGGUUACGCCAGUCAGGUGAUGAUCUUACACAGCUGUGUGUAUUACAUCAUAAUUCUGACGUGGGCGCUUUUCUACCUAGCAAGCAGUUUUCAGUCACAGCUCCCCUGGUCACACUGUAAUAACACCUGGAACACAGAUACCUGUCUGGGGUUUGAGCGACACAACGUCAGUGACAUCACUGAGAACGCCACGUCCCCCGUCACUGAGUUUUGGGAGCGUGAAGUGUUGAAGCUCUCUGAUAUUGAAGAUGAACUGGGAUCAGUUAACUGGCAUCUGGCCGUGUGUCUGCUACUGGUUUGGGUCAUGUGCUAUUUUUGUGUUUGGAAAGGAGUCAAGUCAACAGGCAAGGUUGUCUAUCUCACUGCCACAUUCCCGUAUGUGAUGCUGUUCAUUUUGUUGAUUCGUGGGGUGACUCUACCCGGCGCUGUGGACGGGAUCGUUUACUACCUGAAACCAGACCACACGCGCCUGAUGGACCCACAGGUCUGGAUGGAUGCCGGGACUCAGGUCUUCUUCUCGUAUGGGAUUUGUCUGGGAAGUCUGACCGCUCUGGGCAGCUACAAUAAAUUCAACAAUGACUGUUGCAUGGAUUGCUUCAAACUGUGUCUGCUCAAUAGUGCCACGAGUUUCACCGCUGGAUUCGCCAUCUUCUCGGUGCUCGGCUUCAUGGCGCAGGAGCAGCACGUCAAUAUCUCAGAGGUCGCACAGUCAGGUCCUGGUCUGGCGUUCAUCGUCUAUCCGCGCGCAGUAUCCAUGAUGCCUCUGUCGCAGCUGUGGUCCGUGUGUUUCUUCCUGAUGAUCAUCAUGUUGGGCCUCGACACACAGUUUGUGAGUCUGGAGGCUUUGAUGACAUCAGUAACGGAUCUUUACCCUUCACUCCUCCUCAGAGGUCACCGCCGCGAGCUGCUGCUGCUGAUCGUGUGUUCGGUUUGUUUUCUGCUCGGACUUUUGAUGGUCACACCAAUAUACGAUCAUUUCUCCUGCAGUGGGGUGAGUCUACUGCUGCUGUCCGUCUGUCAGUCCGUCGCUAUAGGCUGGAUUUAUGGUCCAGAGCGCUUCAGUAACGAUAUUAAGCAUAUGAUCGGUUACCAUCCGCUCGGCUUCUUCAAACUGUGCUGGAGAUACCUGACACCAGCCAUGUGCACUGGCACGUUUAUAUUCUCGCUGGUGUGCUGGACGCCGUUGACCCUCGGGAAGGGUGUGGUGACCCCUCGCUGGGCGACAGUGAUGGGUUGGCUGCUCACGCUGUCUUCUGUGUCUCUUCUGCCUCUCUGGGCAAUCUAUGCCCUCGUGAACACACCAGGAACCAUGGGAAAGCGUAUCCUCCUGCUGUGUCGCCCAGUGGAGAGCUCGACUACGACCCACAAUCACCUUUCUAAUGGUUUAACAGGGAAUGCUUGUGUGGAAGUUUACUGAGCUUCAUGGACAGAAGAUAGUCACAUCUCAAAACCUCCCUUUGGUGAUGUCAAAAGUCAAGACCUGAGCUAAAGGUGAUCUUUGGGUUAGAAUGAUACCUUUUAAAGAUCCCAAAGCAUUCAUCAUCCAAAACACACAUGCCAGCCCGGCCCAUGUGACCACCCUGCGGUUUUCUCACAUGGCAUUAACCUGAGCAAACAUCCGCAGUGGCGAGGUCAAGCGAGCAGUGAGCCGCCGGCCCCCCGGACUGAUUCUCUCACGAACGACUGACAGAUAGGUGAGAGAUGAGAGGCGUCUCUUUACAACUGUUUCAUAACGACAAUGUUUUGACUGCAGAAAAACAGGCUCAGAGGACUCAUAAGUGUUUGCAAAGCAUGUAAAAGUGAAAUAUCACAUGUUUCAUUUAGCUUGAAAUUCCCAUGAUGCUUCUUAAUUGACAGUUUUUGAAUUGUCUGUUUUUAAAGUGGGUGGGUCUUAAGUUCAAAAUAAUGAAUAAAACAUGUUAAAGUCAACAUUAUCUCUAUUUUAUCCAUUUUUAAAUUCUAAACACUUUAGGAAAAUAGUAUUUUUUAGAUUGAGUUUGACAUUUUAAUAAAGAAAAUAUCUUAUUUUUUAUUAUAUCUACAAAUGUUUGGUCAACUAUGUUACUAAACAAAACCCCCUGCAACUCAAAACUGGUGUAUCCCAAAACCAUGUGACCAGCAUCAUGUGAUGUCAUUUUCUUCUGUGGGGGACAUUUGGAACACAUAAUGCCGAGUGUCCUUUCUUUUAUUUCAAUAUUUUAACUGCAAUAGCAUAUAUGCAAGAAUGCUGCUUCUGAUAACCUUCAAGGUUUAUUUUACAUCCACAAAGUUUAGAGUUUUGCAUAACAUCUCUUUUUAAUAUUUAUCCCCCUUUUCUCCGCAAUUUGGAUACCCAAUUCCCACUACUUACUGGUGGCGCGGUUACUCGCCUCAUGCCGGGUGGCGGAGGACAAGUCUCAGUUGCUCCGCUUCUGAGAUGUCAAUCCGCACAUCUUAUCACGUGACUCAUUGAGUGCGUUACCGUGGAUACCUAGCGUGUGUGGAGGCUUCACGCUGUUCUCCGUGGCAUCCACGCACAACUCACCACACGCCCCACCGAGAGCGAGAACCACAUUAUAUCGACCACGAGGAGGUUACCCCAUGUGACUCUACCCUCCCUAGCAACCGGGCCAAUUUGGUUGCUAAGGAGACCUGGCUGGAGUCACCUACCACACGCCCCACCGAGAGCGAGAACCACAUUAUAUCGACCACGAGGAGGUUACCCCAUGUGACUCUACCCUCCUUAGCAACCGGGCCAAUUUGGUUGCUAAGGAGACCUGGCUGGAGUCACCUAUCACACGCCCCACCGAGAGCGAGAACCACAUUAUAGUGACCACGAGGACGUUACCCCAUGUGACUCUACCCUCCCUAGCAACCGGGCCAAUUUGGUUGGUAAGGAGACCUGGCUGGAGUCACCUACCACACGCCCCACCGAGAGCGAGAACCACAUUAUAGUGACCACGAGGAGGUUACCCCAUGUGACUCUACCCUCCCUAGCAACCGGGACAAUUUGGUUGCUAAGGAGACCUGGCUGGAGUCACUCAGCACACCCUGAAUUCAAACUCACAACUCCAGGUGUGAUAGUCAGCGUCAAUACUGUGAGAUACACAGACCUCUGCAUAACAUCUCUUAAAACUACCAAAAUGAUUGUGGCAGACCUCUGCCUUUCUUAUAAGGAGGAAGCGGGAGCCGGGUAAACAACCAGACGUAAGACAUUUAUUAGCACACACACUUUUCAGUGUCACAUGUAAUGUACAUAGACACAGACAGCUUUGUGCGUCUCUCUCUCGAACUGCAACUCUGGCUCCUCUUUUUCUCUCUACAGGCUGAUUGCGAUUAUUCUCUCCCAGCCGUCCAUCCUUAUCACUUGACCACGACCUGCUCACCACAUACCCCCACCGCCCGACUCACCUAACCCCCCAUUUCUGGAGCGGGAGUGUUGCCGUUGCUGGAUGGCCUCUGGGGUCACAACUCCACGUUUCCAGGGAACAGGACGAGGGGAAAGAGAGGGAGAAGAGGCUCGCCGGCCCCCGGAUAUGCCGCCAACCGGUCCUCGGCCAGCUGGUAUGCCUCCAUCAGCGAUGCCAGGCGAUGGCAGUGGACACACACAGCCGCCCAUUUCAAUCGCCAGCUCACGAACUCCUCCAGCAUCACCAGAUCGUUCAACUCCUCGACGUCGCGAUCUCCCGUCCUUAUCGCUCGGCCACGCCUUGCUCGCCACAAUUAUAUUGAUAUACUGUGACUUGUGACCGCGCCGAAAACAUCACAUGAAUAUCUGCAAAAACAUCCGAUUCUUAAAAUGAUAUUAAAAGAGUGACGACGCAUAUGGCAGAAUAGACAAAAGCACCAUUAAUGAUGUGUGUUGCAUCAAGUGUUGCAUUAAAUGUCUUUGCCACUAGUAGAUAUGUUACAUUGAACGUAAAGCAAUAGAUGUGUUAUUGAGAAAGCACUUUGUUUUUGUACUUUUUUGUUGACAUGAAAUGCACCUCCGAUUAUAGAACGAGCAUAUACACUUGCUAAGCCACUACAAGUAAGGGAAUGAUAAAUAAGAGGAUUCCCUUCCCUGUGUUCAUUAGUGUAGUGUGGGAUUUGCAGCUCAGGUCUUAAUAAGCGUGACUGCUGUGAGGAGGUGGGCUAUACCAUCAUCAGGAUGAAGGAUGUGUGAUAUAGUACACAGUGUUCUCUGGGAAACUCCCACACGUUCUCUCAUAUAGACAAACAGCAGAAUGGUGAAUGUGGGGGGAGAGGGUGUCCUAUACAUUCUCAUGGGCUGCAGCUACGUUAGCACGUGCUAAAAGACACCACAUUUAAAGGGACAGUUCAUCUACUACAUCUUUAUUUACUCAUGUGAGUUUUCAGUGAAUAAUGGCACCAACACAUCAAAAAGGCGCCGCAAACGUGGUCCAUUUGUAUUUCAUGUGCAGAGUGUCACAUUUCAUAACACAUUGGGGUCUGUUUCUCACACAAAGCUAUCACAUGACUUCAGAAGACUUUGAAUAUUAUGCACAAGGUCUUUGGACUUCUAUGAAUCUUAUGUAGUAUUUCUUCUUGGUCACCAUCCACUUUCAUUGUAUGGAAAAGUGCUGCGUGAACAUUCUGCUAAACAUCUAAUUUUGUGCUUUACAGAGAUGAGAAAGUCGUACUUAUUUCAGAAAGACUUUUACUUGAUUGCUUUAUUUUUUAUCAUAUAUAUAUAUAUAUACACACACAAUGCAUAUAUUAUUGAUUUAUUAUAAAUUGUAUUUCUUUACAUUUUUAUAUAUGUUUCUUCUAUGUAAAGUGACUGACAA
This is a messenger RNA of Xyrauchen texanus (razorback sucker), 5130 nucleotides long. Its product is annotated as sodium- and chloride-dependent GABA transporter 2-like. Bases 21 to 1778 code for a protein of 585 amino acids. The record is from RefSeq and is a predicted model, not a curated record. Gene Ontology annotation, biological process: sodium ion transmembrane transport. Lineage: Eukaryota; Metazoa; Chordata; Actinopteri; Cypriniformes; Catostomidae. Gene Ontology annotation, cellular component: membrane. The transcript is spliced from 17 exons.